This is a messenger RNA of Myodes glareolus (Bank vole), 2641 nucleotides long. The record is from RefSeq and is a predicted model, not a curated record. Lineage: Eukaryota; Metazoa; Chordata; Mammalia; Rodentia; Cricetidae.
GGCGCAGCUCCAGCCCGGGGACAGGAGGCGGAGGCGCCGAGAGGGCGGAUCCGCGCGUCCUCUGAGCCAGCCUGAGCCGGAGCUGCAGCUCGCAGACUUCACCCACACAGGGCUCGCAACGAGCGUGUUCCCGGGAGCCUGAGACUCACGCUCCAGUCUGCAAACCGGAGAGGACUCUAGCUUAACCUUUCGGAAUAGCACUCGGGGCUUGGCGGCAUGAGUCCUGUGAAGCGCUGGGGCAGCCCUUGCCUUUUUCCCUUGCAGCUCUUUAGUCUCUGCUGGGUGCUCUCAGUGGCCCAGAGCAAGACAGUCCGAUACAGCACCUUCGAAGAGGAUGCCCCUGGCACGGUCAUCGGGACCCUUGCAGAGGACCUGCACAUGAAAGUGUCAGGAGACACAAGCUUCCGCCUGAUGAAGCAAUUCAACAGCUCUCUGCUCCGGGUGCGUGAGGGCGACGGGCAACUGACCGUCGGGGACACGGGCCUGGACCGUGAGCGUCUGUGCGGCCAGGCUCCACAGUGUGUGCUGGCCUUCGAUGUGGUCAGCUUCUCCCAGGAGCAGUUUCGACUGGUGCACGUGGAGGUGGAGGUGAGAGAUGUCAACGACCAUGCGCCCCGGUUUCCCCGAGCCCAGAUCCCGGUGGAGGUCUCCGAGAGUGCUCCCGUAGGCACGCGCAUCCCCCUGGAGGUGCCUGUAGAUGAGGACGUGGGUGCCAACGGGCUGCAGAGUGUUCGUCUGGCCGAGCCUCACAGCCCCUUCCGCGUGGAGCUACAGACGCGCGCGGAUGGUGCCCAGUGUGCAGACCUGGUGCUGCUCCAGGAGCUGGACCGCGAGAGUCAAGCUUCCUACAGCCUGGAGCUGGUGGCUCAGGACGGAGGGAGACCUCCACGUUCCGCCACAGCAGCACUCAAUGUGCGCGUGCUAGAUGCCAAUGAUCACAGCCCCGCCUUCCCGCAGGGUGCCGUGGCCGAGGUAGAAUUGGCCGAGGACGCACCUGUGGGAUCGCUGCUGCUGGACCUGGACGCUGCGGACCCCGACGAGGGUCCUAAUGGCGACGUAGUAUUCACCUUCGGCGCCCGCACCCCUCCCGAAGCCCGCCACCUCUUCCGGCUCGACCCGCGCUCUGGCCGCCUCACCUUGGCCGGGCAGGUGGACUAUGAGCGCCAAGACACAUACGAGCUGGACGUGCGGGCUCAAGACCGAGGCCCAGGGCCCCGGGCAGCCACCUGCAAGGUCAUCGUGCGAAUCCGAGACGUCAACGACAACGCUCCCGAUAUUUCUAUCACCCCUCUGGCCGCCCCGGGGGCUCCAGCCGCCUCGCCCUUCGCCGCCGCAGCCGCCGCCGCCGCACUCGGACCCCCGCCCGCGGUCGCCGCGGCCGAAGUGCCGGGCUCGGAGGGCGGCAGCGCCACUGGGGAAAGCGCCUGUCACUUCGAGGGGCAGCAACGGCUCCGAGGCGCGCACGCCGAGCCCUACGGUGCUUCUCCGGGCUUUGGGAAGGAGCCUGCGCCCCCUGUGGCGGUUUGGAAGGGCCAUUCAUUCAACACCAUCUCUGGCCGAGAAGCUGAGAAGUUCAGUGGCAAAGACAGCGGAAAAGGAGACAGUGAUUUCAAUGACAGUGACUCCGACAUCAGCGGGGACGCUUUGAAAAAGGACCUCAUCAACCACAUGCAGAGUGGACUGUGGGCGUGCACGGCUGAGUGCAAGAUCCUGGGCCAUUCUGAUCGCUGCUGGAGCCCAUCCUGUGCCGGACCCAAUGCACACCCCCCUCCUCACCCACCAGCCCAGAUGUCAACCUUCUGUAAGAGCACAUCCCUGCCUCGGGAUCCUCUGCGCAGGGACAAUUACUACCAAGCCCAGCUGCCCAAGACAGUGGGGCUGCAGAGCGUCUAUGAGAAAGUGUUGCAUAGAGACUACGACAGGACAGUCACUUUGCUCUCCCCUCCCCGUCCCGGGAGGCUCCCAGACCUGCAGGAGAUUGGAGUACCCCUCUAUGAGUCCCCUCCUGGUGGCAGAUAUGUGUCCCCGAAGAAGGGAGCCAAUGAAAAUGUGUAAUCUUAUGCUGCAUGUCUUCACACACAUAUACAGGUCACCCCGAGACGUCCCUAAGUUAUUGACCGGUUUCAGUGUUGUACAUAUAAAUAUGCAAGACGUGCCUUACAAUGAAGUUGUUGGAAGCUCUUUCCAAUCACAUUGGUACUGUUUGGUAUUUGCAAACAAGAAAUGUAGUUCAUGUAAUUUUUAUGAAAUGUGUGCAGUAUUUAAUUUUUCUUAUCAUGCUAUUCACUUUAAUUUCACGUGUGGCUUGCCAUUUUCUUAGUGUUUUUAACCUGUACAAUGUGUAAUGUAAUGUUUGUAUAUACUGAAAUUUUGUUAUAUUUUUAUAUAAUAAAAGCUAAGUGGAAGUUACUGCCAAAGGAUUGUCUGUAAGACAAAAAAAAAAAGACAUGUUGGAAUUGCUUAAUGGAAUUUUAUCUUUCACCAGAAACAACCUAAUGUUUAAGAAGUUUUUGCCUUGCCAAGUCUAACAACUUGUAGAUCUUGAGUCUGUGGUAGAUUUCAAGUUGAUGUUAUUUAAUUACAUUUGGUUCUCUGUAAGCCGUGUCCCUUAUAAGCACAGUAAUAAAGGGUUUGUCAUGUA